AUGCAACCCAGAAUCAAAGCGGCUCGCUUAUCAUCGACAAUAAGUGAAUCGAAAUGGGCAACUUUAUCAAAAGCUGAUCGAUUACCGGCAGAAAGUGUUCUUGGCGGCAUUGGUGGUGGUGUAAUGUGCCGGCAUAUGAUAAACGAAAUUAGUUCACUGACAGCUUUUACGAACAUCGAUUCGUCACCAAAAUCUGGACAACAGUUCUCAGAUAUCAGCUUCUGUCAUGGAAAAGUCAUUGUCUUAGCAAACUCGUAG
Molecule: messenger RNA, 258 nt
Organism: Paraglomus brasilianum
Lineage: Eukaryota; Fungi; Glomeromycota; Glomeromycetes; Paraglomerales; Paraglomeraceae
Source: the annotation of a GenBank genome assembly